GUAGUAUACCGUGAGCGAUUGCCGUAACUAGAUGUUUAACUAAGAACAGCGUCGCGCUGUCAGAAGCUUGUGCUCGCAUCUCGGAUCAAGGGGACGAUGUCCUGCAGACAUGGUAGCAUAGGGAAGUGUGUGCAAAACUCAUUUGACGUUAUAAUUUUAGUUUGUCCGUCAACAUAAAAUGUGCAGUGAUUAGCGAACGAAAGUGAGUGAGAGUGUCGGUCAAGAGAGUGAGACGAAGAGUGUCGUUAAACUUACGGGUCGAGUGUUGCAGGAUUUGUGCACCACCCACAGCCGUAACAAUGACGCAAAGGGUGGGGGUGUUGUCCCCGAGGUGCUUUUAAAGGAAGCGACGCCAAUCAGUAUAAAUACUUGGAUGGUUAGAAAGUUGGGACACAGGGAAAUAAAGUCUUAAAAAUAACAGUUUUGUCUCGAGCCGCUUUUGCCGUAUUAUGUUAUAUAAUUAGAACCUUAAAGGCUCUAGCCUAAUUGGAAGAGAAAUAUUCAGUGGUAACGUAUCGUUCCGCGAAGUUGUCAGAUUUUCGGUGAUGCUGAUUUAUGGCUGAAUCGUGAGCGAUGAUGGAAGAAAAAGUAUUUGUCGGACUAAGGGAGGGUCAAUAUCGAUUCGACCCGAACAGGCCAAGACGUGGGUUGGUAGCAACAUUUUCUAAUCUGUUCCUUACAUGGAAAAAUAAGUUGCGGCUUACAACAGCAACGUUGUGGACAAACUAGCAGUUUCACUCUACUUUGUAUCCUCGUUGUUACUAGCUGAUAGUGUGGAUGAAGAAGAUCAAAUAACGAAACCAGCAGUACCCCAAUCGGAUGUUUGUGUUUGUGUGGCGGAGAGGUUCCUCUCGUAAAGCGGAUAGUGAAUGUGCUCAUGUGAUCAGAAAAUUGCAAUUUGUAUCAACAGUAGAGGCUGACCCAGCGUUGGCUAUUAAAAUGAGUUCAAUCACAAUUUAACAGCAAGCCGGCGCAAAAUGAUAUGAUUUGUUAUAAUACGGCUUUGAACGUCUGUCACCAGUUUCCAGGAUAUCCACGCCCAUAAUUAAAUGUGCAAUGCGAUGGAGACGCAUUAUGAUAGGUACCGCAGUCGGGGUACACUCGGAAAGGUUAAUUUCGUCGCAAAAGGGGUUGAAGUGGAUUUUCAUGAAAAUUGGAAUCAUAUUGCUGGGAAAUUCGAUUUCAACGGAAGGAGCAUUGCAGGUCAUCAAUGCCAGUUGGAGGCACAACCAUGAUUACCCUUUUUAUUGGCCUGCAAAAACCACAUAUUGUUGUGGUGGGUUUAAGUGCGAAGCCGUACCACGAUGAAGAAAAAAGCUUUCGAUUGUGACAGUUGCUGAACGCAAAAAACAACCUAAGGAAUAAAAUUGCCGGCUUCUACCGGUAAACGUAAGCGGGUACCGUUUGUCGUGUUUCCUUCGCAGAAAUUGGUCAUAAGUUCUAUGUUGCGUGUAGUGCAGUGUAGGCACUUGAGUGCCAAUAAUACGGAAAAGUAUAUCAAUCUAACAAGAGAAUGUGUUUCAGUUCAAUAGUUUGCGUCACAGUAUUAUAGGUAGUAUUUGUGAGUGAGGUUCUUUAUGAAUAGCAAGCAACGACGGAUCAAAGUAUCAGAAAUGUUGUUCAUUUUAUUGUCAAUAACACAGUACAGUUUGGACGACUUGUGACAGCACAAAAGUCGCGUUGAUUUUCUUUCUCGAUGUGGUUUUCGAGCUCGUUGAUGUUUUCAUCGAGCACUUCUAGGAUUGUUUAGAGAUCCGAACCAGCGAUACGGUGUUGAAGAUGAAUUUGCAUAAACUGAGUAAACGGCACUCGAUUCAUACGAUGCAGCCGCAACCCGCCCCGGGCAGAUCAGCGGCGACAGACGAGUCAGCAUCCUUCGGAACCGGAGCCAAGCAGCGCAAAAAGGGAAAAUUUCGGCUCAAGGAACGCUCCUCGUCGUCGGUGCGAGAACGCUUUGUCAACGAUCCGGCUUACACGGAGGACGUUCGCCAUUUGGCUCUUCCGAUGCGCCGGAACAGCGGUCCGGAAAAUGUCGAACCGUCUUCACGCAGCAGCAAGUUUUACACUAUUCCGAAGAAAAAGUCCAACUCCGUUGGUAAGGAUUAUCUCCGUGCUUCGGGAGAGACACCCGCAGGGACCGGUGCACAAGGUUUCGAUAGUCGUGAAUUCUACAGUGUUGAUGCUAGUGAAAUGGCCCGACAGAUGAAGACAGGUGGCGGUGGUGGUGGCCCGGCUGCGGCAAGCGAUCAAUCGUUUAUGCAGGUGAAAGUGCGGAGAAAAAAAUAUAAUUAUCAUAAUAGUUCUGAAAUGCUGCAGUUUAAUGACGAGUCGAGCAGUUCGGAAAACAUGCGACAGAGUAAGAGUUCGGGGACGUUGAACCGACGGGGUCGAAGUUUGGAUCGGAGAGCUGGGGCGGGGACUACAGCGGAGCUUCCAUGGUGGGAGCAGAAUAAGGAGCAAAAAGAGUUUGUCGAUGCGAAACAGUCAACAGAUGGAAGAAGUGAUGGAGCGAGCGAACAAAGCGAGGGGAGAAAUAGAAAUCUGAUACGCAGACAAAAUGCUGCUGAGUACAGCGGGCGUGGAGAGGGUGGUGAUGUUGGUGUUGCUGACGCGGGGGAUGCUUCCGGUACAAUGAUUUCACAGGAAGAAGCAAUUUAUCGGCGGACAGAAAACACUGGUGGGCGCCACUGUUGGGAGGAAGGUGGCGAUGAUUUGAAGGAAAGUAAAAGUAAGUUCCAGAUUGGCAAGCGAUUUCUGAAAGGCGAGAUUGGAAUCAAGAGCUUUAAUUAUUAUUUGCUGAAGGAAGGGUUGAAAUCUUCGAAAAAGAAUUUGCUUAAGCAGAGAUCCGCCCCGGUCGAAGUUGGUGGAAUUGAAGCUGACGUUGAUUUGUCGAAAAGUGAAGAAAACAUUUAUGAGGAAAUUUAUUUCGAGGAUAAGCUUGAUGAUCCAAGCAACGAGAAAAUUCAAUUUGUCGAUUGUGAGCUGUGUGUACAGCAGUGCAGCAAUAGUAGUUGUGACGUAUGCAAUGGACAUAUUUCGACGCAUAAGUUGCAGCAGCAUCACCAUCAUCAUCGGCAGAAGGAGUUAGACCAGCAGAAUGUGUAUGAAAAACUUAAAAAAAUACCCCAGCAACAGCUGCCGGCUGGGUCGCAGUACAAGACAGCUAGAUCUUUAGACAUUGACAGUGCCAACGCCAACGGUACUGGAGCUGGCAAUGUGCUACAGUAUCAAUCGUAUAAUCCUAAUAAUCCAAACAUUUUCAAACUCGAAACAACACCAGUUGCAUUUAGUUGCGACUAUAAUCCUAUCAAGAAAAUUCACUACAAUCCGCAACAGGAUGCUGCCGGUGGGUCUCACAGGCAGCGUUCUCUAUAUCAACAAGCACCGAGCUCAGUCUCUCCUGGUUCAGAUUACUACAAAGAAAUUAAUCGAAAAAAAUCCUCAUCAUCAUCUGACUCGAUACAAGCUCGAAUGCAGAGGGAAUUGUAUCAGCAAGCCAAUUUAUAUUAUUAUCAUAGAAAAAUAGCCACAGGAGAAACGCAAAACCAGGAGCCAAAUCAAGCCUCCAACAUUCACAAAACAAGUUCCAACGCAUCCAUUCUCAGUGAGGCGUCUGCCAGAAGUGAAAAUUCUCUGAAACAGCCUCGCACUGGCAAUAUGUCCGAUUCGUCCCUGGGGGACUCAUUAUUCUCAUACUCGGCGAACCGGCGCUACUUUGGUAGCUCGGAAAGUUGUCGCUUUGCGUCUGAAUGUCGCCGUUGCAGCCUCGAUGUCGACAAAUGUAGCUUCUCGGAUACAUGUCGUUACGACUGUCAGAAUUGCGACUGUUCCUCUAGCUACUUCUCGUCGGACUUUGAUGAUACUGGCCACGGAACCGGUCGAAAAAACAGUUCACGUACUUCCGCAAGCAAUGUUCAAGUCGAUUUGGAUGCUGGAAGUGCGGGCUAUUCAGUGCCGGCUUAUGCGGAAGACUUCAUGAAGCACGUCAGCAAUGUCAAGCGCAAUCAGUUGGGACACCAACUGCGACAACAGAAACACACGCCAAGCGGAAAGAUCUAUGAGAUGCCCACAACCUAUGUAGGUAAUCCGAAAAAGGCACCGGUUCAUUACGAGCACACGUAUGAAAAGCUCAAAUCUAAUCCAUAUGGGAGUAGUGGCUACCAGCGGCAAGCAAUGUAUAAAUGUGAUGAGUAUGUGACGAAACAGUCUAUCAGCCAAAGUCAGGAAACUCUACUAUCUCCAUCGCGUAAUCGAUUGCCUAUGGAAGCCCGCAAUUCUUCUGGACUAACGGGACAUUAUAGAGCUCACACCUCCAACACUCUACCAGCAUCAAUAAGCUGUAGAACCAAAAGCAAUGAAUUUGACAAUCUCUCAAGCUCUAGCCGAAGCAUAGCGGGAACGCUCCCGAAAUCAUUCACUGGCCCGACUACGAAAGCCAUUCUCUCGAAUCUAAACCAUGAUUACGCCGAAAUAAUCCAGCUUCCUUCAACCGAAAACAAAGAAAAAGCAGCCGGCGGGAAGGAGACUGAAACAAAUCAACCUACGACGCGACGCCAAGCGCCUCCCAUACCGCCAAACCCUCCCCUACCGGAGCCCAACGAAGAAAUUGAUCCGAGAUCAAUCACUUCCGGUGGUGGAUUGGGCAAUACUGUCAGCCAGAAUGCCCAGACACCAGCGAUGACAUCUUCGGCACCUUCACAUUAUAGCCCCAGCCGUAGGAACGAAUUUCAACCUCGCAAAGACCGAGCUGAGUUUGAGAAGAGCAAGCGGGGAGCAGCAGCCGCCGUCGCUUCCACCAUACAGGUGGUGGUGCCACCGUCCUCGAUAAAUCAAUCAGUCGCCAGUCGCAAGAAGGACCAGACCAGUUGUCAGAAAGAGAAGGCCAGCAAAAUGAAACAGCAACAGCAGGUAGUGGCGCCUGUGCCAGCGGGGGAUGAAGGCAACUUUACCGACGAUGAGGACGACGAGGUGUUUCUCAGUGAUAAAGUCUACGAGAGGCCAAAUUACCGCACCCGAAAGCCGAAUCCACCUCCGAAUGCGCCUAUUACAGCAGCAAACAAAACUCCGCGAGCCGUCGCCAGUGCCAAGACCGGUACGCGUUACACGGCCCAGCCGCCAUCAUCAACGUUGUCGUCAAUACCAUCAUCGCAAGCUACCGCAACAGCAUCAGUGAUGACUGCGGCGGCAUCGACGGUGACAUCGACGACGACAACGACAAGCGCUCUGCUCCCAGCAUCCAAAGCGUCCGCACCACCGAAAUCACCAAAACAGAGAACCAAACAACCCGAACCCUCGACAACCGCGAAGGCUUCGAGUGCCCUACCAGCUACUAGUCCCAACGGUCGACGGCUCGAUGGUUCGAACGAAAGCGAGAGUUUGCGCAAGCUCCACCAGGCUGCUGCACCGGGGGUUCCACUUGCAUCCGAGAGUGUGAGUGAUUUGGUGAGAAAGAGUGACGAACCGGUCGCACCGGCAGAGCACGUGGAAAUCCGCGGAUAUGGGCCGACGACGACGACGACGACGACGAUGAUGAUGACGAUGGCGACGGCGACCACGACUACGAGGAUCAAAACAAAAUCAUCAGCUCAAGAACUCAGUACCGAUCUUGCCGUCUCGGGUGAAACAGCACAGCAGCCAGCUUCGGGCCGUCGUCUGGCAGCAACGGUUUCCGUCUAUUCGAACAGAUCACCGGAAGAAAAUUCAUCAUCGGUAAACGCUUCGCCAUCGCGCUCUGCAGGCCAUCAUAAGCUACAAAACACACCAACCAGUGAGGAAUCGGCUUCCAUUAAGCAGAGCGAAUCCUCUCAGGAGGUUUCGCAACCAGAUCCGACAAACAGCUUCAAUUCUGUGCCGCAUCCGCCCGCCGCUGGUAAAGAUGAUGCCACGGAUAACACUAACGAGAUUAAAUUAAUCGGCAAUGAUGAAUGCGAUAUUAUAGACUUUCCGCUGCCCGAAAUUCCCGUCAGGCAAGAUCCAACUUCUUCAGAUACGAGCUUUCUGACGGCCACAGACGGAACCGACACUGCCGGUAGCUAUGUCAAAUCGCCCACGUUGACGAGAAAAGAUAAAACCAACGACUGCGAAUCGAAAGAUAAUCAGGAUAACCAAGUAGCUCAGACAAAGGCAAUGCACUAUCGAAACUCGAAUGACAAACCGACAUAUUUGUUCGGUGAAAACUUGAAAAAAAAUGAAAUCUUCCUCAACAAAUCCGGCUGGGUGCAGGUCAGUCAGCCCCCACCACAUCCUUUUGAUCGAAGCGCACGUGCAAAGUCGUACCAGUCGGAUUUGGUGGGCCAGAAUGUGUCCCGAAAGUACAUCGAGUAUGACGAAAGCCGACACGGAAAGGGAAACAAGCUGGAAGAUCUCAUCAACCGAAACGAAGCGCGAAAGCAUCAAGUGCAGAAAAUACAAAGACAAGACAAUGUGACAAUCCUGAAAAUAGAUCCGGAGCAAUCUUCUAGCGGUCGUCCGGUUUGUCUUCCUAUCAAGCGAAACCUAGCGGAUAAUUCUCCCCCUCCGGUGACUCCAAUUCUUUCACCACCGCCAGCCUUUCAAGAUUCCAAAUACAAAAAUCGCCUUAGGGAAAUUAAGCCAGGAACUCACAUUUUUUUAUCGGUAGCCGAUAAUGAAAAUCGCAAUCCAAAGGGGAUGGUUUUCUCCCGUAGCUUCGAGUACGACAAUAGACGCUACACAACAUCCAGUGUCAUCGCAGCUCAGCAGCAAAAACAGAAGCAAUCCUAUGUCGACACGUUUUCGAAGAGUUUUGACUUUGAAUCUACGCUGGCGGCGCCCAUGCCCAAAACGACAGAUCAACCGUUCAUUAGACGCAACAGAUCACCAACCUUUUCCACCCUGACCGGCAACUCACCGAAUUAUCUGACGAAAAAGGAGAAAUCGGGAAACUUGGUCGGAAUUUUAAAAGACAAUUCACCCAUCUUUCCGAAGACGAUUCCAGGCAGCGGUAUCACCAGUUCCGGGCACGAAUUGCUCAAACGAUUUAGCGAUAAGAACAAAUCGCUCGAUUCCCAGUUUAUGUCUUCCAGUACGACAGCAGCCGGUGGACUGAAUCGAUCUCGACGGUCGCAGUUCUCCACCAAAGCCAACUCGACCCACGGUCUGUCAUCGUAUGGUUUCCGGUCGGAUUCCGUUGGUAAUACGCGACUGAAUUCCUGUGAUAGUGGUGCCAGAUCUGAUUACUCCAACGAUGGCGUAGAAGAUGACGAAGAAGAUGCCAGUGAGGAUCAAUCGUCCUCGCUAGCACUGAGCUACAAAUCAUCCACCUCAUACAUAAACCAAAUGAAGAGCAGGUCUCUGCAUGGAAGCUUCGGUUCUGGAAACACCCUAACAGCACACAGCGCACUGAAACCGCAACGAUCUUUGACACCGGAACGUCUGUACGACAACGAGGACUACGGUAGCAUACGAAAUCUCAAAAAGCAGCGUUCACUAACCCCGGAAAAACGUUCGCGAACACCGGAUGAUCGAGUGAAACCCACUCGGAAAGGAGAAAUGAACAGUUCGCAAUCUUCACUGGUGUCGCGACAGAGUUCUGGAUCGCGAAGUAGUACCCUGGAACGACGCUACGACGAAGGAUACUUGCGCAGCUCAAGUAGAAGUUCGUCCAACUCAAGCUACAGUGGGGAUGAAGCUUCCCACCGUCGAAGUCAUCUACGACCUGUAAAUCUUCGAUCGGGCAACGUAGCCGGUGACUACAAAAUACGAAGAUCUAGCCAUCAAUAUUUUGCAGAUUGUUUAUCCUUGCAGUUGUCGGAGCGGUCCCCCAACCGACAGCUGAUGGCUUCCGGCGCUCAAUCGCACAAAGUGGUCGUACGGUUGGGUAAUGUGCCAAAAGAACGACCAACCUAUCCGACAAAUGUACCCCGCCAGUCCAGUCAAUUACUAUCACAAGAGUCAUUUCACGGUUAUCCGAUCUCACCGAGCAACACGAUGGACCGUUUACGGCGGGAGUCGACCAUCCACUCUAUAGAUGUCGAUAAAAGAAAAUCUUUCGACAACAACAACUAUGGAAUGUACGAGCAUGACUUCGACAAGAGCAGGUCAUUCGAUGAAAACUAUGGCCUUGGGAAUGAAAAGCGAGCGUACGUCAGCACGGAAGCUAGAUCAUACAGCCAUGAUCGAGUUUUCGGGUCAACGGGAACCUCCUCGAGCAACGAAUACAGCCAUUCAUCGGCGUCUCGGAACAGAAGUCCACAAUCCUACGGUAGCCGUCUGUACGACCAUGAACUUCAGUACGACAUGAGCCGAAACGCAAUGAACCGUUCACCAAUCAUCAAUUAUGGUCAGCGUCGAGUUCUGUCUCGUUCUCCGAUACCUGGAGCCAGUAAAGUUGGAAUGGGACACUACCCAAACCCAACGGAUCUGUAUUUGAUACGCAAAACGCCUGACUCUGAGUACAACGAUAGAAUAACGCCGGACUUUGGAAAGGACCCUGCACCUCUAGCAGCCGUAGUUGUACCGAAGAAGACUUCACCGUCGGCAGCAGCGGCCUUCAAGGAGGCAGAGCUAGUAAAAAAAUUUUUAUGUGCCACCAAGAACAAGCUAUUGCAAAGAGAGUCACGUAACGUUGUUGUACCUGGGGCCGGAACGCCAACUGCUGGAAGUUGUACCGCUAGUUCCUGUGAUUUUUGGCCACACUGUGGCGUUACGUCGUCGCUAACGGUUGAACAGAAUCAAUUAACGAAGUCGGGUAGUGAUAACUGUUUGAACAGAAGAAGUACACUCGGUGGUGUGGUUGACUGUGAAAGUGGGACUCGUGGGGAAGUGAUAGUAAUCGGGGACGAAGCCGCAACCGGCGGCACUGGGGGUGCUCCAAUGGUUCCGAUCAAAGCUAACAGCUACGGCGGCGUUGGCCACCAUCCACUGAAAAAGCAGAGAAAUAUUGAAAUCAGUGACGGGGAACUAGCGGCGGUUAUCGGCCCUGGACGUCGUUAUUAUUAUCCUGGCGGAGCAACGCCGAACCAGUCAGUCAUUGUGAAAGCCAAUUCAAUCACAUUUCUCGGUGAGCAUGAAAUGCCGAUUACACGAGAUCGUGUUUCGAAGUCGUCCUCCCAUGGUGGAGCUUCCUCAUCGACGACGACGAUUAAUACGCUGCUCGCCAAGCAGCACAGCUCGGGCUCGGUAGCAUCAUGCUCGAGAAGUAAUUAUGCCUCUCUGUCCGAUCAAUUGAGCCAGAAAGCCAAAAUGGCCUGCGGUGGUGCUAACAGUGGGGGUGGCAGUAGCAACAGCAGCGUAAAAAGCAAUAGUAGCAAUUACAAAAUCAAUCGCAGUCCUAGCAACAGAAGCAAUCCUGGCAGCAGCAGCGACCAUCAGCAGCGCCGCACUUCCAAUGUUCUCGUGCACGGCUCAGCGGCGUCGAUGAUGCAGGCUGAUUCCGGGAAUAGCACACGUGACAGAAAAUCGAGAGGUAUCCCACAGAUGCGACCCCGUUCUGCUUCCAUCAAGCGAAAGUUCGAGAUGAAGCUGAAAAGUCGCUCGCUUCCGAAGUCCUUCAUGCGAUACAGCAAUUUGACAUCGGAUGACCUGGAGCUGACAGCAAUUUUUUCAGCAAACUCGCCCCUCCAGCUAAGAGCCGUGUCUAGUCCUUCGCUUACGGAGCCUACGCAACCGACGUCGCCAGUCACGAAGGUGGCUGCCACCGAAGUUAGCUGUAGCAACAAUGGUUCAAACCUGGUGCGAGAUCGAACUGGAUCGCAUCCUCAGCAAAUGAAAGCAACAGGGAAAACAGGACCGAAUAAUCCAGUUUCUGAAAGUGUACUGCAAAAGUUCCGAAAAACCUUCUCCCAGUUUAAGCCAAGUAAAACCGUGAACGGUUCUUAUCCGGCCACUGGUGGAAUAAACAAUAGCAGUAGUAAUAACGUAAACGUUUCGCAACAUUCUCUUCCGUACCAACACGCCGUGGAAAUGAGUGCAGAUAGUGCCACUCAGCAGGAUCGACCGCAGGCUCCGACCCACCAGCCGAACCACCACCGGUUCGGACCUCUAAUAUGGCGCUCGAGCAAGGAACGGCGGAAAACAAAAUCCCACCGACGGGACAAAUGUAACAGCGGUGACUCCGGCAUCCAGGUAGAGUUGGAGCCUGAUGAGCAACUAUUGCCAGAGGGAAUUGAGGGGACGGAAUCGAGUUCAUCACCACGCUCGAACAUUUCGAUUCGGCGGGCAAAUUCAGCCAAAACCAACAGAACUGACGCAGCGUCCUCCAUUCUGAAACACAAAUUGUCACUGAAAAGCAGCAAUAAAGAAAAUGUGGCCAACAUAUCAAGACUCAGUGGUAAAUCGCUGAGUCAACCUUCAGGCUUGGAUUGUGUAGCCGGAGACGAAGAGCUGGAAGCAGCAGACUUGAGCGAAUCAGAUAGUGAUGACACGGUACCGGCUCCCGUUCACCAUACAAGGAUGAACGAUGAACCAGUGUUUGCGGAGGUUCUUUUCUCAUUUCGGCCCGCCGGAUCCCAGGAGCUUGCGCUUGAAAAGGGAGCACUGGUGGAAGUGUUGAAGCGAGAUCCCGGACCAUGGUGGUGGGGUAGAAUAAAAUCAGAUGCUAUUCUGUCUGGUCGACCGGAUGAUGAAGAGAGCUCCGAAUGCGGCUGGUUUCCCAUGGACUUCGUUAAGCUUCUGCCGACCUAUAAUAUGCCAAAACAAAUUAUUAUCAUCAAUAACAAUGAGGGAGGCAGCAGGCUCAGUGCUGGUGUCGGAGGGGGCCUGAGCGAGGGCGAGGUAACGAAAAACUGUGAUAUGGACUCAGCGAAAGGGGACGACGUUGGUGCGGACCCGAUUCCGGCGGGUUCUAACGGGGCCAGCUCUAGUCAGGAACAGACCAAGGAGAACGUUAUCAAGGAACUACUCGAGACUGAGAUAAACUAUGUCAAGCUGCUCAAUUCACUUUGUUUAGGGUUUAUCAAACCGCUACGAGAGCGAGAGGAUAUUUUUCCGGUGGAGAGUGUCAAUUUAAUUUUCGCCAAUCUGGAGAAAAUCUGGCGGUUUCAGCAGACCUUCCUGGAUGCACUCCGAAUAGCUGUACCGAACAAUAGGAUUGGCGAGGUGUUUCUUGAAUAUCAAUCUGCUUUUAUGAUCUAUUCAUCGUACUGCAACUCCUACCCGCGUGCUCUGAUGGAGUUGGAAAAUUAUGCCAACAAUAAAGAAGCGUGCAUCAUACUGGAGAAUUGUCGUCUAGCCCAGAACCUACCAGAGCUGCCGCUAUCCGCCCAUCUGCUGGCACCGAUCCAGCGAAUCUGUCGAUAUCCGCUUCAUCUCAGCGAACUAGUCAAACAUUCGCCUACUCGUAAGGAGCUGCUCCCGUUGCUGAAUUUUCGCAAAUGCACCAAGUCCGAUCUGGAAACGAUGGACUGCCGGGAGGUCUUUGAGCUGGCACUGGCUGCGAUGCGACGCGUCACCGAGAUGGUUAACGAAGGUAAACGUCACAGCGAAUACCUUUCCCGCAUCCAGUCUCGUUUCGAGAACUUCCAAGGACCGUCGAUUAACAUACACAGUACACGGCUGUUUCUGCAAACCGACGCAAUCCGUAUGUCACCCAACCUGUGGAACAACACCUACACACUGUUCCUCUUCGAUCGGCAGCUUAUUUACUGCAAGAAAGACCUGCUGAAACGCACCAACUACAUCUACAAGGGUAGAAUCUUUUUGGACAACUGUCGGAUAUUGAACCUCCCCGAUGGGAAAAUGUUUGGAGUAACGCUUAAAAAUGCCCUGCGCUUAUAUUGUGACACGCGGAAUAAAUGGUUUGAUUUUUGUUUUCGCAGUAGCAGCAGCAAAUUGCGAUUUUUAAAUACUCUUUCCGCCGAGAGGCAGUUUUGCGGGGAAAGUUUAUUCGUUUCCGAACUAGACGGUGCCUGCGUAGAUGAAGAUAACCUGUCAGAUCGGGAAUACUUCCCAUUCACGGAUGAAAAGGACGGAUGCAGCAACACCGAUACGGAAACCAGCAACGAACGGGUGGCGUUUGAUCUUGCGGAUAAUUUACAAUUUUCUUUGCUGGGAACUGGAAUGACACAGAGCGCACGGAGUAGUAGCAAUAGUAGUGUACUGAAGGAAUCUCCCACGAAUGUAGGUGGUAAACAAUCGGGAAACACUCUUCCCAAAAAGUCUCGAAAAUUGACCAAAGACCAGCAACAGCAGCAGCAAGCGGAAUACAGUUCCCAUUCGCUGGGCCGACGGAAACUAGGUAAUUGGUUCCGGAAAGCUAAAAGUACCAACAGUACCCCGUCCCAAAGCCCUACCCAUAACCCGAUGGCUCUUUCGCUAGCUGCCAUCAACAGUAGCCACCACUCCCACCAGCCGUCGGACAGUUCCUCGGCUAGCAGUCCUGGGCUUGGUUACCAACGGACACUAUCUGCCCUACCUUGUUCUUCCGCUGCCAACAACCUGGCGACCACCGGAGUACCGUCAACUACAUCAACCAAAGAGGACGAGGACCGAUUGUUAUUCUAGAAUAUGAAAAAAAGAAAACUGCAACCAACCUAUGUGAGGUAUAGUCACUAUAUAUUAUAUUUAGCUCAAACAAUUAUACUGUACGCACAAGAGCCCCCCAGCCUGAAGAAAUUAUCGAGUUGGACAAACCCGCACACACCGACCAAACUACGCUUUCUUCCUGGUGGUAUGACAGUUGGAAUUUCAAUGGUGAUUUCGAAAAACUAGUAGAAUAUUCAUUGAUAUACAUACCUAAUAUAUGUAAUAGACGAGAAUGUAUUUGAAUAGGAAAGAGCGGAUAGUCGCUGGGGUUGUCUAAAUUUUGCUCUCCGAAACAAGAAAAAAAAAUCAUCCUAAACCACGUACAAAAGUGAGCCCCAUUAUCACUGCUGCACUGAAACUGCUAGUUAAAACUACGUGUUCAUAUUUUGAAUUUAGAACUGUGCUGGCCACAUAAUCAACUAACUAUGAUUCCAAAAUAAUUGAUGUUUGCCACAAGUGCACCACACACUCUAUAUGCAUUUUAAUGUUGAAUCAACUACUAGACAGAAGAUUUUUUUUUUUUUUUUUGACGUAGGACUACGUCUAACCGCACUAUAUCCAGAUACAUUCUGCGGAAACUAAAACCUAAAGGUGUAACGUUGGAAUGAAAGAUUUCAAACGGUGAUACUGAUGUAACCACAUGAUGGAAAACAAUAAUCAGUAUGUCGUUGGAUAGAUAAAAUGAUGGACAAUUUUGUGAUUCCUCAGUUAUCAUUAUCAUUUCAUUGCUAAACAGUGAAAAUUUCAUAAAAGUUUCAAGGUCGAAUUUUCACGAACAAUGUAUCAAUCACAUGCGAGCACGCCUGGCACAGACUUCAUGAGUAGACACCAACUGCCUGCUGUAUAGCAGUGGCAAAAAAAAUUGACAGAAUCUCCCCGUCCCAAUAGGUCUUCUAAUGUUCGCUUCCAUGAGCCUAGACUGAUUUGAUGUCUUGAAGGUGAAGCUUUUUCGGGAAGUUCGUAAUCACCUUCACUAUCAGACAGUUUUACGUUCUGCUGUUAAAAUGUUCUUGAAACUGAUGUCUUGAAGGAAAAGAUGCUGGCACAGGUAACAGUACUGCACCGAGCAAUGUAUGAAUAGACCGCUGGUUACUCGUCGUCUAUCAGUGCAGUAGAACUCGAUAUUCAUUUGUGUGCAGCCAACAGCGUUGCCAGGUCAUUUUUUCAAAAAUCUGGAAAAGGCAAAAUAAAAAUCUGGAAGAAAUCUGGCAGUCAUUUCGUGGGGUGAAAGGUAAAUUUUUCGAAUAAAAGUCUUGGGGUACGCAAAAUUUGAGGUGACAAAAUUGCAAAAUUUCGCGCCAAAAUUGAAGUGAUGACAUUUUUGCGGAACAGAGAAAAUAAAAUCUGGAUAAAAUCUGGAUCAUCAAUGAAAAAUCUGGAUAAUUGGACAUCAAAGCUGUCUACCUGGAUACAUGUUCAAAAAUCUGGAUAAUCCAGCAAAAUCUGGAUACCUGGCAACGCUGGCAGCCAAGCCAAGUGAAGACUACAUUUCCGCUGUCGACGAACAGUGCGGCGUGUUGGGUUAACGCGUAGGUAUCGCUUUGCGAACUGGAACACAAUCGAAUUGCCGUUUGAUUCGUUUGUUUGAAUUGUCUCUCUAUUUCGUAUAGUAGCAAAUAUCAGAAUUCGAUAUGAUCAUUCGGAUGCCGCAAAAUACGCUGCGCCACCGGGGACGUAUUCUGUACGUGUCGGUAGAGGCAGGUAGCAUGGUAUAUAAAUUAGGUUCAUUGUGCAGAUAAAAUGCGUUGUUUAUUUUUGAACUCUACACUGUGUUUUUCUCAUGUCCAUUUUAAAUUUUCUGUGAGUAUACAUUUUUGUUUAAAAACUGUAAACUGUUCACAAGACAAAUAAAUAUUGUUUAAUUUCUACUAAAUCGCACUCAAUUUAGGUCUAUAGAAGCUUGCCUUUUCGCGUAUUGAAGAAAAUUGACUGUGUUAGAAUGAAAGGUAUUCAUCAAUGUUAAAGAGAAUAUUUUUUCUUCUAAAAUAGAGGGCUGCGAAUGAAUAGUCAAAAUACAGACCCAGUUCGAUUUUGCCAAAGACGACACGGCAGAAUUUUCCUGUUGCCAAGAUUGAAACAUGCCAAAAAUGAACGGUUCUCUUUCCAUGUUUUUUUUUCAUAGAUAUUUCCACUAAUGACUAGUUUCAAUUCCAAGUCGUUUGAGGUGUCACUUUAUGAAUUAAGGCUGACGACCUAGAUACUUGAUAUUACUACCCGAGUAAUUAGAGGCUUAGUACUGCUUAGAUCAUGAUCAUUAUAUUACCGGCACAUGUUCCGUUCAUAUUCCAGGAACCGUUUUACCGAUUCCGGUCAUCCGCUUCUGCAACAUAAAGAACCAAAAUACCCUUCUUUUGGAGGAUGUAGAGCUUAAAUUGGUUGAAAUAAUCGAAAAAACUAAGAAAUGUGAUAAUACAUAAUCGCUCGUUUUAGGCACAUGUGUGCCAAAAUCUAACCGUGCUGAAAGUAAAACAAGCUCAAAUCAAAUAGAGCCUCAAAUAUAAAACUAUUGUAGUCCUACGUCAACUAUGCGGUCGUGUCUUGGAUACCACCCUCCUAUUUUUUUGUUUCCAGUCAGCGAGUGUUGUUAUGAAGUCGUAGUUUUGUAUUCCGUCAAAAGUGUGUACAUUGUUGGAUGAUAACAAACUCGUAUUAUUAUUAAAUAAACUUAACAUGCUGUUUCGAGAAUGAAUUUACAACAAAAAAUAAAUGCUAGAGGACACGGAUGUAACAUGAAAUGCUUUGCGACUGAACUGUAGUUAUUAAAUCUUAAGCAGUAAUUUUUGGCGAGUCGCUUCACACGCGACCGAAAAGUAUUCUGCAUCCAGUGGAGUCCCACACUAUGUUUUAGUGGGGUAGCAAGUGAUUGAUAAUAGUUUGUCAAGUAAAUUACAUCUUAAAACAUAUAAUUUAAAGAGUAGCUGUCUUUAUUUAAUAAUACUUCAGAUUCAUUGUAAAAAAUGGAUCUUCAAGAUCUUUCAAUAGGGACAACAAUUGUCACAACUUGAAUGGUGUUAUAAGUCUACUUUAAAUGCUUUCAGCGGGCGAAAACAAAAGAAAAAAUAUUCUCUGGGGUUUGGGACCCAGGUUUUUCCUUUGUUCUGGGACAAUUGCAGGAUGGCUAUCAAUUUUUUAUGGAACGUAACAGUUUUCGUAUUUAUUGCUCACAGAAGGUUUCUUCAGUUAUUUGUUGAAAAUGGCAGCCAUAUCUCAUAUUUUGUACUGCAUCGGGUUAAAUAGAACUCAAAUGACCCACAUUAAUAACACAAAAAUACAUUGAAGUAUAUGAGACCAGAAAUAAAAAGAGUGCAGACUAAAAUUCAAUCGGAAUUGAUUCCAGCUUGAAUUCGGUGUUGAUCUUGCUCUUGCGCUCGGGAAUCAACUGAAAGAUUUCACAAGGAAGCCGUUCAAGAUCGCUAGUGUUAUUUCGCAUUGACUUUACCGACCUGUUCGAUUCUUUUUCUUUGCAGAGUAAUUGUAAAAUCUUUUGAUUGACAUCCAUGUUUUAUCCCGAAUACCACUUCCUCAAUGAUACUUUCAUAAAAACCAUGUAGAAUUGGACAAGUUUUUUUAUGGUCUAAUAUUCUGGGAUACUUUGGAUUUCGAUAGAUGUUUACCAUACCCCUACUUUUUCUUUAAAGUACCUGUGUUCAAAGACUGGUAGCGCUAAAAUCGGAUUUUUUUUUUUUGUAUGAGUUAUAAGUUUACUAUUAUUUUUUGAAAAAAUUGAAAUUGCAAGAAUGCGGAAUGUUUUUUGACUUUAACGAAAAUUUAGUUUAAAAGGCUACGUUGUUAGUUUAAAAGGCUACGUACUGCGAAAUAUUCCCUUUCAGUAACAUUGUCUUAUUUGCCAUAUGUUGUCUAAAAGGAAGAAAAGGAAUGCAUUAUAUAACCGAAAAUCACCAGUAACAUGUAGCUAGAAAAAAAAAAACAAAGCGAAGGAUUGUAUAACAACUACUCAAAAACCAUUACCCUGAUGGAUAUGAUUCCUCAAAGACCAUUUUACCGAAAGAUUUUUCUGGAUUUAUCAAUACUCUGAAAGUUUGUUUUACGAAUAAACUAUUUUCCCGAGAACCACAACGGUAACGUUUUCGCCAAAUGCUCGGUUAUUUUUUUCACGCAAAGUAUUGAGUCUAACCACAGGCAGACGUUUAAGCAAAAACAACAUUGACCGAAAAUUUAUUUAUUGCACUUUUUUAAAUUCUGUUCGAUUCCCACAUUUUUCCGUUAUUUUUUUUCAAUUUUGCAGGGCUAUUUUUGAAUAUUUUGCAUGGUUUAGUUCAGCAUCGUAUUCAGUUUUUUUACUAACAAAGUCCAUUAAAUAUCGCCAAUAAGUAAAUUUUGGCCAUAUUUUUAAGUCAAAGGGUCCAAAACACAUAUAGAAAAAAAUUCCGGUCACAAACUGGAACCUGAAUGCGAAGCGGGAUUUAGGACAGACAUUUACAUGAGAAAAGAUCUUUGAAAUCUUAUCGGAGAGCUGAUAAAUGGAGAAUUUUUUAAAAAUAUGUAUUUUUUUAAAUUUGAGUUAAUUCAAUUUAAAAACAUGACAAAAAUGUCAAUAUUUUUAUAUACUAUGCAUACAAAAGCACACAGGUUUAUUUUUUUUGAAAUUUUCACUUAAAACUAGAAGUGAUUACCUUCAAUUUGAUUCAAAAAUAUCAAAAAUUGAUCAACUGGUUCAAAAGUUAUGAAUUUUUGAAAAUAAAGUACAUCGAAUACAGCCGUUUUUUAUGGUUACCCUAUUUCGGAAUUGGUCACGUAAAGUUCUUCAAUUGUGUUCAAAAUUGCAGGGAUGGAUUUAUGUUGAAAAUAUUCAAACCCGUAUUUUUUUUUUUUUUUUUUUUAAGGGGGGAUUUGUUAGUAGCUUAAGUAUUUAUGAUAAAUAUUAGUAAAUAAUGAGUAUGUGUGUCCAAUCACAAAUGGUGACUUCUCAACACUGUUAGAAAUUUGUAAUUUUAAUUGUUAGGAUUUGUUUGCUUUCGCAAUUAGGACUUAUCAUUCGUAGGGAUUUAAACCUACUUGUCAGAAAAGGGGAAGUAAACUUACAACAAACCUAAUUGCUAACUUAUUGGCUAUAAAGAGAGCUUAUCGUAGCAAUUGAGGAUUGCAACGAUUUUUGUCGAAAAUUGUUAAUAAUUUUAUUUGACAUAGCUUCUAAUGGUUCAACACCAGUAAGUCUAUGUAAUUCGAGUGUACCAAACCAAGGAGGACGCUUCAAAAUCAUUUUCAGAAUUUUAUUCUGAAUCCUUUGGAGCGUUUUCUUCCUUGUUGAACAGCAACUUGGCCAGAUCGGUACAGCAUAAAGCAUUGCUGGUCUAAAAAUUUGUUUGUAAAUCAAAAGUUUGUUCUUUAAACAAAGUUUAGAAUUCCUGUUAAUGAGAGGAUAUAAACAUCUCGUAUAUUUGAUGCACUUGGCUUGUAUACUCUCAAUGUGCUCUUUGAAAAUAAGUUUUUUAUCAUAAAUUAGUCUCAAGUACUUAACCUUGUCGGACCAACUUAAAAUAACCCCAUUCAUCUUGACAACGUGAUUGUUAUUUGGCUUGAGGAAAGAAGCCCUAGGCUUAUGCGGUAAAAUUAUAAUUUGAGUUUUAGAAGCAUUGGGAGAGAUUUUCCACUUUUGCAAGUAGGAAGAAAAAAUAUCUAAACUUUUCUGCAAUCGACUGCAUAUGACACGAAGACUUUUUCCUUUUACGGAAAUGCUUGUGUCAUCGCAGAACAAUGACUUUGUGCAUCCUGGAGGCAAAUCAGGAAGAUCUGAAGUGAAUAUGUUGUACAGGACUGGACCCAAGACUGAACCUUGAGGUACACCUGCUCUGACAGGAAAUCUAUCAGAUUUUGAAUUCUGAUAGACAACCUGCAGAGUUCGAUCAGUAAGAUAAUUUUUAAAAAUUUUGAUUAGAAAAAUUGGAAAAUCAAAAGUUUGCAAUUUCGCAAUCAAACCUUUAUGCCAAACACUGUCGAAUGCUUUUUCUAUGUCUAAAAGAGCAGCUCCAGUGGAAUAACCUUCAGAUUUGUUAGCUCGUAUCAUAUUAGUAACUCUGAGCAAUUGAUAUUGACGUCUGUCUUUUUUCAAACGAAUUAGAAGUUGAAGAUUUUCGUCAAUUAUUGAUGAAUCAAAUUUCACUUGAGCCUUUGGAACAGAAUAAUUCCUGGCAUCAACAAUUGCACAUUUUAAUGCUUCCAAAGCGGAAUCAAUAUUCACUUCGUUUUGCAAAUCAAGCUCAUUAUUGAAAUUUCUCUCAAUAUGAGUUUUGUAACUUUCCCAAUUAGCCUUGUUAUAAUUAAAAACAGAGCUCAUAGGGUUUAAAACUGAUUCAUGGGAUAAAGAAAAAGUUAUUGGAAGAUGGUCAGAAUCAAAGUCAGCAUGUGUGAUCAAAUCACUACAUACAUGACUUUGAUCUGUUAGCAACAAAUCAAUUGUUGAAGGGUUCCUUACAGAAGUAAAGGAUGUAGGACUAUUCGGAGACAAAAUAGAAUAGUAUCCUGAAGAACAAUCAUUGAAUAAAAUUUUGCCAUUGGAAUUACUUUGAGAAUUAUUCCAUGAACGAUGUUUAGCGUUAAAAUCGCCGAUUAUGAAAAAUUUCGAACGAUUUCUGGUGAGUUUUUGUAAAUCACCUUUAAAAUAAUUUUUGAGCUCGCGUGUGCAUUGAAAUGGUAAAUAUGCUGCGGCCAUAAAUAAAAUCCCAAGUUCAGUUUGAACUUCAAUUCCCAAAGUUUCAAUAACUUUCGUCUCAAGAUGGGGAAGAGCACGAUGUUUGAUUCGGCGAUGAAUAACAAUUGCAACUCCACCGCCGGAACCCUGAAUCCUAUCAUAUCUAUGAACCACGUAAUUGGGAUCAUAUUUUAAUUUUAUGUUAGGUUUCAAAAAUGUUUCAGUAAUAAUUGCAAUAUGCACAUUAUUUACUGUUAAAAAAUUAAAAAGCUCAUUCUCAUUGGCCUUCAAUGAGCGAGCAUUCCAAUUUAAUAUUUUAAUUGUUUUAUUUAAAAUCAUUGCUAAAUUUUAAAUUAGAAACAAUUUUAAUAGUAAAAUUUGUGCCUAUUUGAAUGGCUUCAAACAUUGAUUUUGCCUGCAACAUGGCGUUCAUAAGAUCGAACAUUGCCUGUUGCAAAAAAGAAAGUUUACCUGCCGUAAUAGGCCCCAGGCAGUUGACAUUAGAAAAAAUAUUUUCGGCAGCAAUAUUAGCUGGAGUAACAGGUGUACAAUUAUUUUCUAGCGUGUUUUGCUUACCCAUAUUAACGGUCAUUUUCGAACUACCAACACUAGGCGGUAUAAUGUUCGAACUACCUGUAACCUGUGCAUAAGUUAAACGGGUAUGCAAAGGAGUAGGUAAACUAUGCGUCACUGGUACGCUUGGAGAAUUUUGUUUUGAAGUUGGUUUUAAUUGAGAAAUUGAAUUUUGUUUACCUUGCCUUGCCUUAACAAUUGCUAAACGGACUGGGCAUUGAUAAAAAUUUGACAUAUGGUUGCCGUUACAAUUCGCACAGCGGAAAUUUUUACUCACUUUCACAGGACAUGUGUCCUUUUUGUGAGAAGAGUCUCCACAAUAAAGACAUUUUUGGUCCAUGUUACAGAAUUUGGAACCAUGGCCAUAACGUUGGCAAGUACGGCAUUGGGUGAUAUGCUUUUCACCUCCGCCAUACUUCCUAUAAAUUUCCCACUUGACACGCACAUUAUACAAAGCAUGUGCUUUUUCAAAAAAUUUUAAGUUGUUAACCUCAUUGCGGUUAAAAUUAAUUAAAUAAUUAACAAGGGAAAUUCCAGUUCUCUGACUGUUUUCGCCUCGUGAUUUUUGUUUCAUUAGAAUUACUUGGGUAGGGGCUAUGCCAAGUAAUUCUGUUAAAGUAAGUUUGAUCUCAUCAACGGUUUGAUCGUUGGUGAGACCUUUCAAGACAACCUUGAACGGCUUGGCGUUCUUGGUGUCAUAUGUAAAAAAUUUGUACAUCUUGUCAGUUAAAUACUGAACAAGACGAUCACGACCCUUUACUGAGUCGGCUAAUAAGCGGCAUUCACCUCUACGGCCAAUUUGAUAGGUAACUUUAACGUCAGAAACAAACGUUGAAAGUUCCUUUUUGAAUAUAUUAAAUUCAGAAGAAAUAGUUACCACAAUAGGUGGAACUUUCUCCUUUUUUAAAGAUUUUAUAUUUUGUAUAGUUUCAUUAGUAAUAACUUCCAUUUCACCAGCUUCUUGCUCAGGCAAAAUAUCAAAAGGAUUGUCACUACAGACACUCGAAGUGUCAGAAAGAGAUGCCUCUCUUUUCCUCCCCGCAGCGAUGCGAGGUUUCUUUUUCCGUCCAGCCAUUUCAGGUGAUACGAAAAAAGUUAAAACAAAUGUUAAAUUCAAAAGUAGGUAGUCCUGAGAAAGACUGAUGGGAAAUAACUUUCAGGUAAUCUUUAAAAGACACACUGACAAAACACAAACUUUGAAGCUAUAGGCAGUCAAAGACCAGUCCACAAGCAACCGAAAAAACGUCUGAUCUGUGGGACAGUUCAAGAAGCACUGAUUCAAACCCGUAUUUUUUCGUAGGGUCGUUAGGCGGACUACCUCUGAAAUAGGGUGACCAUAAAAACGGCUUUAUUCGAGGUAUUUUAUUUUCAAAAAUUCAUAACUGUUGAACCAAUUGAUCGAUUUUCGAUCUUUUAAGAUCAAAUUAAAGGUAAAACCUCUAGUUUCAAGAAAAAAUACAAAAAAAAAUAUAAACCUUUGUGAUUGCAUAUGCAAUAAUAUGAAAAUAUUGACAUUUUUGUCACAUUUUUAAAUUAAAUUUACUCAGAUUUAAAAAAUAAAAUAUUUUUAAAAAUUUCUCCAUUUAUAGAGUCAAAUGUGCUCUUUAAAUUGAAACCAAAAGAUUUUUUUUUUGUUUGCCGUAAAAGAAAUGGCAAGCCAAAGAAAAACGCAUAUUUUUUUAAGAAAAACAUUAAUAACUUUGAGUAGAAUUGAGAUAUUCACGAUGUAAGCAUUGAAAACUGUUUAUCUUAAAAAGCCCUAAAAGUCGUUUGAAAACAGUUUCAAGAUAAAAAUUAAAAAGUUAGAGCGCAAAAUGUGUGUUUUCAAUAUAAAUUGAAAUUGUUUUCAAAGAUAGAGAUAAACUUUUUUCACCGAGUUACUUAAAGUUAACGGAGCUAUAACAUUGUAGAGCAUUUUUUAUUGUAUAUUCAAAGAUAAGAAAGUUAGAUACUUAAAUUCAUCAAAAAUUUUGGUUACCCUAAUUUUUGAUAAUUUUACUAUAAGAGCUUUAACAUAUGUAACAACUUUGUAGAAGAAAGUUUUUCUCUAAAAAUUGCUAUAGAGCCCUAGACCAAUGAACAAUGGCCCAGAAAUCAAAUUUAGGGGGAAAUUUGAGUCUAGAGCUCUAUAGCAACAUUUUAAAGAAAAACUUUCUUUUACAUAGUUGUUACAUAUGAUAAAGCGCUUAUUGGAAAAUUAUCAAAAAUUAUUGUGACCAACAUUUUCGAUGCAAUCAAGUGUCUAACUUUUUUAUCUUAGUAGAUAGAAGAAAAAUUUGUUCUACAAUGUUAUAGCUCCAUUAAUUUUAAGUAACUUUGUAAAAAAAAGUUUUUCUCUAUCUUUGAAAAAAAACACAUUUUACCCUCUAACUUUUUUAUUUCAAGAUUCAUCUCAAAACUGUCUUUGAACGACUUUUAGAGCUUUUUAAGAGAAAUUUUUUCGCAAUGCUGACAUCGUAAAUAUCUCAAUUUUACUCAAAGUUACUAAUAUUCUUUAUCAAAAUAUAUUUCAAAAAUAGAGAAAAACUUUUUUACAAAGUUACUUAAAAUUAAUGGAGCUAUAAUAUUGUAGAACAAAUUUUUCUUCUAUCUUCAAAGAUAAAAAAGUUAGAUAUUUGAAUGCAUCGAAAAUGUUGGUCACCCUAAUUUUUGAUAUUUUUUCAAUAAGCGCUUUACCAUAUGUAACAACUUUGUAGAAGAAAGUUUUUCUCUAAAAUGUUGCUAUAGACCCUAGACCCAAAUUUCCCCCUAAAUUUGGUUUCUGGACCAUUGUGUAUUGUGCAAUAGUAAAGUAUUUGACGUUUUCCCAAAAAAAUAUUUGCCCGUCAUGGUUGUUGUUUGCCCGUGUUUGCCCCAUGUUAAAAUUGGAGAGUGACAAACAAUUAUCUUUCACCAAAUUUUUAUCUGUCAAAAAGUGACAAAUACUUGACGCUUGGGCUUGAACAAAAAGUGUAUUAGAGCCUUAUCUGUCAAAAAGUGAUGAAUAUUUGACGCAUGGUCGCAUGGUACAAGCCCAACACUCAUCACAGCAAACAGAGAACAGAAGGCGCAAUCUUCUGUUAAGCAACUAUGUAAGAAAGAAACGAAUUUGUGUUCUUUUCUCUUUUUUUUUUGAAAUCGUUCAAAUAUAGGCAAUCAAGAUGACGGUUCGACUGGCGCUACAGUAAAAAUUAUGCUGAUGAUUUGCAGGCAGCAUUUUACCUAUCAAGAUUUUUUUUUUUGCGUUGCUGGAAAAUUUAAAUAUGUGUAUGGACAGUAGGUUUAAAGUGAAAAUUGAAAUGCAAUCCCAUCACACUAUAUACCUACCAGAUGCUGUAAGAACAUAACCUCAUAUCGAAAACAAAACCGGAUGUCAUAUUUUUCGUAUUUCUUGUGUAUCUUCUUGGCAGUAAUCAGUCUACUAGAUGCUAUAAAAAAGUCGUUUUAGUUUUGUGUUAAAUCGCUAAUUGUUUUCAAGAGAACACUUGGACGAAGCGACGAUGAGUUUAACAGUGUAAAAUUAUUUUCUAAAGUGACCCUCAGACCGCCCCCUUCCCUUUUCCACAAAGAUAUCGGUUAAAUUUUUGUGCAUAUUGAAUCACAAAUGAGAACUAGAUUAUCAAAUGACUGUUCUGAUGAGAGAAGUUUUUUUCUUCAAAUUGCGACAUAUUGGCUAUUAUUCCUGAACAUGUUAAGAAGGUACUCAAGGCAAAGUUUGCACCGUUUUAAAGUCCCCUCGCUCCCUUAUCUUCAGCUUCUUAUAACAUUUCUGAACAGUCUCAAACGUCAAUCUUGUCAUGAACGAUAAAUAUGCAGAAUAAACAUUUCUGGUGGCUUUCAAGUCUAGCUGUGACACACAAAAAGUAAGAAAGAAAACUAUCGGUUUCUGUCCGUUUAUGCUAAAUUUAUGUAAACGUAAUUUUUAUUAUAUAGGUACCACUGCUAUUGGUAAGAAAUUAGAGAAAACCCGGUGGGACACAGCAUGAUUUCGAAAAGGUACAGGGUUAUUUAAGAUCAACUUCUGUUUAAAGAGUUGAAUAAAUUUAUUCGUUGAUAAACUGAAGUAGAAACAGUAAUCGUUGUUAUAGAGCUUCUAAGAAAAAAAAGGUAAACGUAGGCGCUUAUCAGAAAUUAAUUCUAUAACGUUCGUAUAAAAAUCAAAACUAUUUGUAAUAUUUACAUCUUAAACAGAAACAGACCGAGACUUAAACUAUGAGUCCAACUGUUGUAGGAAUAACUCAACCGCAGUGAAGUACCGUAGACAAGUUCAAACGUCGAUGACCCAACGCGUCUGUAAUUUGUCUACAGCAGCCUACACUGCAAGAGUAAAAUGUCCUAUGAGUUGCUGAUGACCAACUGAAGAUUCUAAAUGCAAUUAAAAUCAUUGAUGUGUGUAGAACUUUGAAACUCCUACAGGAAAAAAAAGGAAUGUACUCGUUUUUUUAUUAUAUCUAGAUCAUUAUUGUGAUGCUUUGAACACGAACGAGAGAAAAAAAAAAUAUAACGUUAAGCCACUUUGAGUCGAAGUUGGAAAUUUUCCCAAUAUAUGAAUAGCAGCAUUUUAAUUUUAUUAUCAAUAAUUGUCGGAUUGACAUAUAACAGCGCGUGCAUUAAUAAAAAUACUACCAUUGUUUUUUGCAUAUUGACCGUAAGAAUAAAAAAGAAUUAUAGUUUGCUUCUUUAAUUGAUACAACGUAAUGUAGUUAAAGGAAAAAUGUCAAUUUUACUUUACCACUACUACUACUGCUAACUGCCCAGUUACAUUGAUAGAUGUAAUUAAUCUUGAUAUGUUUCCAUAAUUUGUACAGUUGUAAUAAUAUAAAACCAUAUCAAGAUAUCUUAAAAACAAAACCGUUGUAACGAAACAUGAUACAAGCUAAUCAUGCAAUAUAAUUGAUUCUAUAGAGAAGGUUGAAUUCGGUCAAUUCGUGUUUUAUUUCAAGGUUUUUAGCAGUCACACAGGAAACGGCAACAAUAAGUUGGUACAGAUAUAGGCUCCUUUUUGUUGGUUACGAAAAUUGUGAUAGAAGGUUAAGGAAUAUGCAUAAGCGAGUAAACGAAACAUGUUAAUAUAAGCAACUAUUACAAAGCCGACUUCGUCGAUCCUCGAGAGUGUAUAGCUGUAACUGAAUGAAAUCGGUUAAUAUAAAGAAACAGAAUA
This is a messenger RNA of Wyeomyia smithii (pitcher-plant mosquito), 24842 nucleotides long. RefSeq lists its product as uncharacterized. The record is from RefSeq and is a predicted model, not a curated record. The transcript is spliced from 19 exons. The coding region runs from base 1780 to 12459 and encodes 3559 amino acids. Gene Ontology annotation, molecular function: guanyl-nucleotide exchange factor activity; protein binding. Gene Ontology annotation, cellular component: cytoplasm. Lineage: Eukaryota; Metazoa; Arthropoda; Insecta; Diptera; Culicidae.